AUGUCAAAGGAUGUUCGAAAACCAUUCGCCGAUGACUCCCCUGAAAAGGAAGAAGGAACGGGGGAGCAAAUUCAACACACCGUCCGAGACUUUUGUGAGCAAACUACGUUUCAUGGAGUUAACAUGAUAUUUACCACAACACUCUUCUGGGUUCGCGUUCUUUGGGUCAUCAUCAGUUUUAUAUGCAUCGGUCUCUGCUUGUAUUCUUUCUCACAUAUCAAAGCGAAAUAUGACCGGCAAGAAAAAAUUGUAAACGUCGAACUCAUGUUCGAAUCUGCACCGUUUCCCGCGAUCACCGUCUGUAAUCUUAAUCCGUUCAAGAAUCAUUUGGCAAGAAGUGUUCCAGAAAUUUCCGAAACGCUCGACGCUUUCCACCAAGCCGUUGUUUAUAGUAAUGACGCCACCAUGGAUGAACUGACCGGCCGUGGAAAACGAAGCCUGAAUGAUGGCCCUUCUUUUAAAUAUCUUCAAUAUGAACCAGUAUAUUCGGAUUGCUCAUGUGUGCCGGGAAAACAAGAGUGUAUAGCUCAAACUUCAAUUCCACGAAGCCUGGAGAACGCGUGCAUAUGUAAUUACGACCGACAAGAUGGCAGUGCUUGGCCAUGUUAUAGUGCUCAAACAUGGGAGAAGUCGAUCUGUCCCGAAUGCAAUGACAUUGGAUUUUGUAAUGUGCCGAAUACAACUGGAAACGGGAACAUCCCAUGUUAUUGUCAACUGGCAAUGGGUUACUGUGUUUUUCUCCCCGAGAGUCGAGUACGGAGAGUUUGGGAAUUUCAAGGAAACAAGAUUCCCGAAAAGGGUAGUCCUCUUCGUAAAGAGUACUUGGAGCAGCUGACGCAGCUGGGUUAUGGUAAUAUGACCGAUCAAGUGGCGAUCACCACACAGGCGAAGGAAAAAAUGAUUUUGAAAAUGUCUGGACUCCACCCUCAACGGCGCGCUGCUUUGGGUUACGGAAAAUCAGAGUUCAUUAAAAUGUGCUCGUUUAAUGGUCAACAAUGUAACAUUGACACCGAGUUUAAGCUGUACAUUGACUCCUCAUUUGGCAAUUGCUAUACAUUCAAUGCGGAUCCCAACAAGAAUCUCACGAGUAGUCGAGCUGGCCCGAGUUACGGUCUCCGUUUGAUGUUGUUCGUCAACACUUCUGAUUAUUUGCCCACUACCGAGGCAACUGGAGUACGAUUAGCGAUACAUGGAAAACAAGAAUGCCCAUUCCCGGAUACCUUCGGCUACUCAGCACCUACUGGAGCCAUCUCUUCCUUUGGAAUUUCAUUGAGAAAAUUAAAUCGGUUACCAGACAAAAAUUGUUAUAAUGAAGAUAGUCCGCCACGUGACAAUAUUUAUAAAGAGUAUAAAUAUGAACCAGAGGGUUGCUUCCGUUCUUGCUAUCAACGUCGUAUGAUUGGAAAAUGUGGUUGUGCGGAUCCCCGUUUUCCAAACCCUUGGGGACGGAGCCCAUGGUGUGAUUCCAGAAAUUCUACAGUUUGUAAGUUGUACAUUGUGAGUUUCCCUUUUAUAAAGUCGAUUUCAGUGAAUUGCCUCACAACGGAAGGUGCUAAAUUAUCUCUGAAAAAUCGAUGUAGAUGUAUCCACCCCUGCAAACAGGACCAGUAUACAACAACAUAUUCUGCUGCAAAAUGGCCCAGUGCUAGUACACAAUCACAUUGUGAAGAUCAGUCGAAAGAUUGCAACCGCUAUUUACAUCAGCACGCAGCAAUGAUCGAAAUUUAUUACGAACAGAUGAGUUAUGAGAUUUUGAGCGAGUCGGAAUCGUAUUCAUGGUUCAACUUGAUGGCGGAUAUGGGUGGUCAAGCCGGAUUGUUUUUAGGAGCAAGUAUCAUGAGUGUAAUCGAAUUCUUGUUCUUUGCUGUCCGCACGUUUGGCAUCGCAUGCAACUCCAAACGAUGGAAACAAAAGAAUGAACGUUUGCGUGCCGAGGAAUUGAACGAUGCUGAAAAAGGGUCGAGCACGAAUAAUAACUGA
This is a messenger RNA of Caenorhabditis briggsae, 1980 nucleotides long. It is a transcript of the gene Cbr-del-1, whose product is annotated as Protein CBR-DEL-1. The transcript is spliced from 15 exons. The record is from RefSeq and is a predicted model, not a curated record. Gene Ontology annotation, biological process: sodium ion transmembrane transport. Gene Ontology annotation, cellular component: membrane. Bases 1 to 1980 code for a protein of 659 amino acids. NCBI's taxonomy places the organism in Eukaryota, Metazoa, Nematoda, Chromadorea, Rhabditida, Rhabditidae. Gene Ontology annotation, molecular function: ligand-gated sodium channel activity.